Melanotaenia boesemani (Boeseman's rainbowfish) is the source of this 3897-nucleotide messenger RNA. It is a transcript of the gene gimapl, whose product is annotated as GTPase IMAP family member 4. Gene Ontology annotation, molecular function: GTP binding. The record is from RefSeq and is a predicted model, not a curated record. The coding region runs from base 101 to 907 and encodes 268 amino acids. Lineage: Eukaryota; Metazoa; Chordata; Actinopteri; Atheriniformes; Melanotaeniidae. The transcript is spliced from 3 exons.
UUUGGUUAUUAGUUACUUUUUACAGAAGGAAGUUCGAACAACGAGGCAUUCAAAGAGAAAUUAGACACAAAUAAGACCUCAGUCCAAAAUAAAAUCGAAUAUGGAAGCGAGCAAACCACUUCAGACAACAGCCGGAGAUGCAUGUGGACCGGAGGAGGAGGCCAAAAAGAUGGCAGCUGCAGCCCAGGAUGUCAACCAUCUGACUGAUAUCCGUCUGGUGGUGCUGGGCUGGAGAUGGCCAGGGAAGAGCUUGACAGGGAACACCAUCUUAGGCAGGGAGGAGUUUCACUUGGAACGAGCAGCUGAGUUCUGUGUGAAGAGGCAGGCGGAUGUGGGUGCGCGGCAAGUGACUGUGGUGGAUACUCCAGGCUGGUUCUCUACCCAGGAUACACCAGCCUCCUAUAAACAGGAGCUAGUCAGAGGUGCCUCUCUUUGCCCUCCAGGUCCUCACGCCUUCCUGCUAGUUAUUCCUGUUGGCAUGUUCACAGAGGUGGACCGUGUACGCAUCGAGGAGCAUGUGAGUCUCUUUGGGGAGCAAGUUUGGAAGCAUACAAUUGUGGUGUUCACCUGGGCAGACGUGUUGAGGACCAUUUCCAUUGAGCGGUAUAUACGCAGGGAAGGCAAAGAACUGCAGUGGGUGCUGGAGAAAUGUAAGAAAAGGUACUUUGUUAUUAACAACUCCAUUCCACUAUUUGAGGAGCACCCCCAGGUGGGGCACUUGCUCAAGAAGGUAGAGAAGAUGGUGGCAGAAGAAGAGGGCCAUUACAAUCUAGAAGUGGAGAAGAAAUCAUUGGAGGAGAACAAGAAUGCUGCCAAAGAGGUUCGGGAUCUGGGGGCCCGGCCCAAACAGAACUCUGGACUGGAUCUCUCUAAAACCAAGGAGGUGGAGUCGCUUUCCAGUGAGUGAUGAGUUUAUGUUAGCUUUUGAGACAAUUAAUGAAAUGCUCAUGGCUGAUGGACCUUCUAAUGAUGACAGAGCUGCUUGUUUCAGAAGACAGAAAAUGGUAAAAAAAAAGAAAAAAAAAAACUUCAAUGUUACUGAAUGUACAGAGCAGUGUGACUUUUAUCAUAUUUAUUAUAAUUAUCAGAUGUUACUGAAUUCAUUCUUGAUAAUAUGCUUAAUCAUUUUUUAACACCAUGCUGCCCAAAGUUUUUUUUUUUUUUUUUUUUUUUUGUACCAUUUUAUCCUGUAAAGAUAUUUGGAUGAAUUUAGUCAUUUAUGGUAGAAUUUGUGUGAUGGAGAGGAGGUUUUUACAAACAUUAAUGAAACAGAAAUUCAGCAAGCUUUUACAUAGAUGGUAGCUGUCAUUACUUUUAAACACAACACUCCUUAGUGUUAGUGAUACCAACAGCAGAACUGCACUAAACUGUCAGUUAUUUUCUGCCGAUGGAUGUCUGAAUGAUUUCCUUUUGUUGUGACCAAACCGUAAACUCUUCUCUUGUGUUCAUUAGCUAUGUGAGUACAGUUGUAAACAAAAGCAGUUGUUGAUUUUUCUUGGCUGUGCAUGUUAAAGCAGCUAUUUUGUUUGCUUUAAACAUAUUUUAAGGGUGUUGCUAUUAUUUGUGGGAAUGGUUAAACUUUAAGGAAAAAUGUUGCCAUACAGAUCCAUAACUACUUUUGUUAACUUCUUAUCCAGAGAAAAAUGUCAAAUAUUCACUAUUCAAGAUUUGCAAUUGUUAGUUUGUGUUGGUUUCUUUUCAUGUAUUAUAAAUGUAAAUUAAAUAUCUAUGGGUUUAUAACAAAAGAAGUUGUAUAAAGGUGUUUUCUGACUGUACAAGAUUGUGAUGAAUUUAUGAUGUUUCAGAAACCAGUUUUAUGAUCACUUGAAUGCUCAUACAGGGGUUUAUCUGUAAAGAAAAAACAACUUGAGAGAACCAUCUUGUUUGUUUGGGAGUGCUGAUGUAUAAUGUAUUACCAAGUAAAUAGAUACACACAAAAGCCUGCUCACCCUGAAACAGACACAUGUAACACAGUCUACAUGCAUCACACAGACCGGCCAUAAACAAAUGGUCACUGAGUUAUAACUGACCAAACAUAUAUAUGUGUAGCAUCUUGUAAAAGAUAUACAAAAUAAAUUCUUUUUAAACAUGAAAUUGUAUAAAGUGCACAGAUGUUUCAUGAGAGACAGAUAGCUGAGGUGGAAGUAUAGAAGUCGCAGAAAGUUUAGAUUUUCUUUACUACAAGUCAAACUCUUCCGUUUGAAACACAGCUACUUUCCUGCUUUUUAAAGCCAGCAUUGAGUACUACUUGUCUUCAUGUAUGUGCGUCCCUUUAAACUCAGAGCAGAGGUGCCGGUGUAGAAUCCUCAUUAUUGUCCUUUUUCUGAUAACAUUUUUGGAGUAUCCAUGUGAUGCUCUGCACAUCAGCUUUCAGAAACUAGACAAGGUCUUAUCCUGGUUUUAAGAAUAAGUACAUCAGGAACCAGUAGCUCCCUCCUAAGCUUCACAUUGGCCUUUUGUGUUUUAUGUGCAUUAUGGUGCUAGGUAGAGCUGCGUUGUCCUGGUUCCUGAAUACCAUAAAGACCUGACUCGUGGAAACUACUUUCCACAAAGGGAGUAUCUGUCUCAUUCACAGUGUUCGUUGGAUGGUUAGUAACCUGUAAACCCAAGACUCUUCAUUCAUCCAGAUUGGCAGCCUGUUCUAAAAGUCUGUGCUCACAAACUUCUUCAAAAUGCAAGUGUAUGCCAUCAAAAUGAUGUCCAGUAAAUUUAAUUAGGCAGAGGUAAGCUUCAGUCUAGUUGUAGAAGUAGCUCAAGGACCACUGAUAAAAGUAAGACUCACUAGAGCUUGAUUCCAAGUGGCAUAACAAAAAAAGACAUAAUUAGGUAAUUAAUAAUUAGUUAAUAGUGGCCUCUUCUAACAGGAGGUGCUCUGAAAAAACACUGCUGACCUCCAGAUCAGCCAAGUGGUUGAAAUAUAUGUAAACAGUGGUUAUAUACAUGUUUAGUUGUGUUUGGUGCCUCAAAAUGGCCUGUGUUUCUGUGUUAAAGGGACCCUGAAAGGAUCAGCAGAGUCGUUUUCUCUGAGCAUUUUGCUACAAACACCAUGGCUCUUGUCAUGACUCAGUUUUACUCCCUGUGAAAAUACAGUUCAGGUUACCCUGAUGUAAACUGGGUAAUAGCUGAGCAGCUGUGAAUUCCAAAGCUGGAAAUUUUUCCCUCCAUCUGUCACUAACACUGUGCCCUUAACAGCUAAGGCUGCUGGUUUUCAUUCCCCCCAUAUGAUUUGAUUAGUUUUUUUUGUUCUUGUUGUUUUUUUUAAUUUGAUGUGACAGAGACCAAAAUAAAAACAUGGCAUUUAUCGUAGGAAUACUAAAUAUGCUGCAAAUCUGUUUGCUUUAGCAGUCAUUAAAUGUAAUGUCCGAUUUUCAAGCUGACAGUUAAAAUGCCAGGACAUUUGUUCAUGAAAUGUGAGAUGGACACAGAUCUGCUGUAAAUUCAGUGUGCACAGGUCCCCGGGGACACAUCAUUGCUGAUAUUUUACUUUAGAAGCUGUAAGUUAACCCUAAAUAUUCACAUUGCUACUGAUGUAAGCCACCACUUUAAAGGAAACACUGAAAAAAGAAGCAUAUGUAAUGUAUAAAUAUAGGACAAUGAUGAAAACUGCUAUGAGGCAUGUAAUAUAAUAUAACCCACAUUUGUUGAAGUGCUUGCAAUGACCAUGGUUGCUCAUCUGAUGCAUGUGCAUCAAGUUUCUCCUUAGACAUUAAUGAAGAAAGAAGAGUUACUUCUGUGUGCUUUUGUUAAAUCUUCCGUACUCCUGACAUGUUACCUGCUGGUCAAGACUGACUUAAGAUUAAAAAGCCUUUGUUUUUAUGUCUUGUUGGUUUUCUUCCAAUAAAUUUCUCUUUUUUUUAUUUGAUUUUAUGUGAUGAAUAAACACCCAUGUUUUGAGGA